AUGGAUAUAAAUAAAGCUCUAGAACGAAACCAAUCACCUUCGCCAUCAACAACUUCACCAUCUACACCAUCACCAACUAUUGCUUUAAACGACACUGAAGGAUUCAUAUUAAUAUAUUCGGUUAAUUAUGUAUUCAUUUUGUUGAAUUUAAUUUCGGUUGUAUUCAUACUGGUGCGGAUAUUUUUAAGAUGGCGUAGUAAUAAAAGAAAAUUUUCCAUGGCAUUAAGAGUUCCUCUCUACUUAGGAUUAAUGGAUGUCUUAUUACUGACAAUUGAAUUCAUCAAUAUUAUAUAUCCAACGGUAUAUUUGAAAAUAAUACCUCAACCAUAUUGUAGUCUCAUAGCUGGCUUGAAUAUAGGAAUUAUUUAUUUUACACGAUUUAUGGUUGCUGGUAUUGCAAUUAUAACUUAUUUAAGAGUAUGCCGAAAAGUUUAUUAUAACUAUGGUACAUAUGAUUGGAAGAUAUGGUUAAUAGCAGGAAUUGCAUCAACUUUGUUAACAGCUUCUGGAUAUAAAAGUUAUGGUCCCACCGAAUAUUGGUGCGCGGCAAGAAUAAGUUCAACAUAUGUUCCAAUCUUCUCAUUAAUAUUAUCAAUUAGUGUAAUAGGAACUUGUACUUUUUGUUACUACAAUACCAUAAUGGAAAUAAGAGGUGUCAAAAAAAACACAUCAAAUUUUAGUAAUACAACAAAUAAUUAUUGUAAAAAUAUUCUUAGUAGAACUGAACAAAUUGAGGCAAGAGUGACAAGAAAAGUUGCUGGUUAUAUUUUAGUAUUCAUUCUACAAUGGAUUCCAAGCUUUCCUUACGAAAUUAGUAUAAUUAUGGAUAAAAAAGAAAUUUGGACAUUUAUUUUAGUCGUAGCAUCAAUUAAUCUUGGAGGAAUAGGAAAUGCUAUAUUUUAUGUAUUAAAUGAAGGAUGGACUUCUGAAGGUAGAGAUUCCACAUUGGGUACAGAGUCAUCUGAUAUUCCUAAAUCUUCAAAUAACCGUAAUAAAAAUCAUAAUCUUUCAAAGGCAUCUGAAAAAUCUUCUCAAAAUACGUCCGAAAUCACUAUAGUAAAUGUUGAUGUAACUACUACUACUCAAAUUACGACAAUUAAUAAUGACAAAAAUGUUUAG
Diversispora eburnea is the source of this 1119-nucleotide messenger RNA. NCBI's taxonomy places the organism in Eukaryota, Fungi, Glomeromycota, Glomeromycetes, Diversisporales, Diversisporaceae. The record is from the annotation of a GenBank genome assembly.